Molecule: messenger RNA, 927 nt
Organism: Eutrema salsugineum
Lineage: Eukaryota; Viridiplantae; Streptophyta; Magnoliopsida; Brassicales; Brassicaceae
Exons: 2
Coding region: 1-927 (308 amino acids)
Source: RefSeq, a predicted model, not a curated record
AUGGCUCGGACAGUAGCCGAGAUACGCGCCAUGAAGUCUCAAGUGCAUAACGCGACGAGUGCUGCGCUCGAGAUCGAUCGGAUGCUUGAAGAAACCCAGAGAACACCAUUCACGGCAAGAAUCACAGAAGCUAGGAUUCCCGAGCCCGGGAAGGUGAGAAUCCCGUUCUGCGAAGGAACGACCGAUCUGAAAGCACACAUCACAGCAUUUCGGAUAGCAAUGGGACGAGUUUUCACAAAGAACGCUGCCAAACUGACCGAGCGGGAAGUAGAUGCCGGAUAUUGCUUGCUCUUCUUGGAACAUCUCAAGGGAGCCGCGCUCGAGUGGUUUUCGAGGCAAGAGCGCAAUUCAAUCGGCAGUUUCCAACAGCUCUCCGCCUUGUUCCUUAAACAAUACUCGAUGUUUAUGGAUAGAGGAACUUCUGAUGCCGACCUGUGGACGCUAUCCCAAGGACCGAACAAACCGCUUUGGGAUUACAUGGCAAGCUCUGAAACGGUCUUUGUGGUACAAUCCGAAUCCCGACGGGAAAUAGCACUCAACACACCACAAACGAUUCAAGAUGCCUUGCAUCGGUCAUCAGACUUCGUCGUAAAUGAGGAGGAGAUAAAGAAUCUGGACGAGCAGUACGAAGCAACGAAAGCAGCGAUCCGAAGCUCAAUUUUGACGCGCCCCUCGAAGAAAGGCAAUCCAUCAAACAACGCAACAACACAGAGCUCGGACGAACCUAGAAGCGGAGGUGCACACAACUACCAAGUAGGCGCUGGACGCGGAAGAGGAGAGCCUCGCAACAACACUUGGGUAAGAAAGCCCACCAACUACGACGAAAAGGCAUUCUGCGAGUAUCACCAGACCUACAGGCACUCAACGGCACAAUGCCGAACCCUAGGAGCCAAACUCGCAGCUAAGAUGGCGGCGGGAGAGCUCUAG